GAUGAUUUUAAUGAAUGACAGUUCUAUUUCUUGUGCCAGGUUUGGUGGCAAGCAACAAAAUGCGUUUGAAAGACGGUGUUGGACCGUUAAUAACAAUUAAUAACGGUAACAACAUCAACAAUCAUCAUUUAAAUCAUCAAAUCAAUUCAAAUACAACAAACAACACUACAACAAAUUUUACAAAUCAAUUACGUCAUCAACAAAAUUUAAAUGAACAAAUCCAAACAAUAUUAAAAAAUACAAACGAUACAUUAGAUGCGGUUGUGAAUAACACGCAAUGGUCAUAUACCGACAUUUGUACAAACAAUACACAAUUAAUACAACAACAGCAACAACAGCAAUUAGAAGCAAACAAUCGAAAGAUAUUAACGACAGUAGCAAACAAUCGAAAUCAUCAACAACAACAACAACAACAACAGAAUUACAACAGAAAAGAUUUAUUACAAAAUUACAACAACAAUCUGGCGUCGUCCAACGAAGAAGAGACAACAACAACAAUAUUAAAUCAUUUACAGCAGCAACAGCAACAACAACGGAACAAUAUAACGACUACGUGUCCAACGGUGGUGCUGGGAGGCGACUCGAAUCAUUCUGGUACAAUACGACCGCCUCGGAGAAAUAUAACGUCAUCUUCGUUAUGUUCGGCGGAAUCAUCACCAGAUGAUAGCUUAUUAGAAUAUGAAGAACCCCAACAAAGUUGCUCAUCAGUGGAUACAUCCCCACAAGGUGACGAAGAAGACCGUGGUUUUGAAUUAUCCGAUUCAGAAUCAUUAUCCGAUGAUGGUAAUUUAAGUGGGGGUCUCGAUGAAACACAUCAUCAUCAUUGUCAUCGACGUGGUAUUGUGAAUCCAAAUUAUCCAGGAUUUCAACAUUUAGCACACACCUUAGAAUAUUCAAUUAAAACAACACACACAUCAGACACGGAUUUCACCGAUGAUGAUCUAGACUUAGAUCAAUCAUUAUCACCACAACCACCCACAUCAUUAAUAUUAAAUAAUAUUAAUAAUAAUACAAAUAAUAAUAAUAACAAUAAUAAUAAUAAUGAAGAAGUGGUAGGUGGUGGUGGAGAUAGUGGAGUGAGUAUUGUUGAUGAAGGUGAAGAAUUUAAAAUCGAUAGUGUUAAUCGUUUGGAUAGUGUUGAAAAUAUAUCGAAAGUAUUUUAUGAUAAACCUAAAUUUAAUUUACCAUUAGAGGAGAGUGACGUCACUGAAGCUGCAACAACAGAAGUAUUAAACAUUAUAAAUGUUGAAGAACAUGAAAAUAAUAGCGCAUGUGCUUUAAUUAUCGAUACUCAAACUGGAUUAAAUAUUAAAAAUGAUGAUUUAAGUUUAAAAGAAACAAAUACAACAGUAAUUGAUGAAUGCGCAUGUGCAGAUCCUAUAGAGACAUCUAUUGUUAAGGAAGAAUUUCAAAGUGACAAACAAGUGAACGUCGAUGACAUUCAAGCGCAGUUAAAGGAAACAGAUGAAGUGACAAUCAAAAGUAAUGAAAAUACUUGCGCACCCGCAAGCGUGAUAGUAAAAGAUGAUAUAUCCAUAUCUCAAAGUAUCUCAAUUGAUGAUAUAAUUGGUGAUUUUGGUAAGGAGUUAGAACAAGAAUUAGAUCGCCGAAUUGAAUUGAAUCAAAUUGAAAAAGCGAUUGUAAAAUUAGCGAUUUCACCCGAUAAGGAUAAAGAACCAGCUGCAUUUAAAUAUAAUAUUGAACCGAAUGUAAAUGAACCGUUUAAAACGGUAAGUAAAGACGAAUUAAUUAAACCGACUGAAAUAAAACGUGUUGAUAAAAUGGAUACAAUGAUUCAUCAACAUCAAACCGCCCCACCAAUAAUGGAGCAUAAAAUAAAUAUUUUAACACCGCUAAUGUUUCAUCAUCACUAUCCGGAGACUAUUAAAUCAAAAAUGGCCGAUGCAUUUUUAUCAGAUACACGAGAUGAUAUUGUACCAUUUGAAAAACCAUCGUUAGACUCAAAUCGACAAACGGAAAGUCAAAAAAUUAAAAAAACUAUUUAUGUUGAACAACCGAAAAUUUCUCCGGUAGAGAAAUUUUGCAAAGAGGAUUUAACGAAAAAUGAAAAAGAGAAAGAUGAAUUAGAGGAAAAUGUUGUGCCAAGGAAGAAAGAAAAAAUGGAAAUUAAUCAUCAUGCUAGUGCAUUGAAUACUACAGUAGUGCGUCGUGAAUUAUCUGGAAGGAAUCGAAGCGAUUCGAUUGUGAAUCGACGAUCUGCCCCAGCGUCUACUACCCAACGGUCAUCGAACUCAAGCGGUGCUACUGGUGCCGAUAAAAAACGUACAUCACCCGAUAUUUUCGGAGGAUUUGAUGUGUAUAAUAUUGAAACGGCAAUGCCAAAUAUUGAUUUGGAUGCUAUCGAAACUCAUCUUCGAGCUGCUCGAGAAGAAGAAAGACGAAGACGAACAGAUCGAGAAGAGAUACGACGAAGAUUGGCUAUGGGAUCAGAAUCAGAUGAUUAUUACACACCAGGUGAUCGACCUGGACGAAAACCAAGUCUUCAAGCACGAUUACAGAGUGGGAUGAAUUUACAAAUUUGUUUUAUGAAUGAAACCGUAUCGGAUUCAGACAGUCCAAAUUCUGAUAAUGAAUCGACGACGAUUACAACACCAGCAGCUCCAAAUAAUAAUAAUUCAAAACUUAUAUCACGAGCCCCUCCAUACCAUAAAUCAACACCAACUGUUGGAAAUAAUACACGAAAUUCUCGACAAUUAAAUGGUCAAAGGCCACUCAGCUUACCCAUUAGUCAACCAGCAGCUCAACCACCAUUAACGACUCAAUCGACGCAAUCUUUAACUGAUUCAGUGAAUGAAGCUGAUUUCUUUGCACGACAGGCUCGUUUACAAAUUGAGGCUCGAAUGGCACUUGCUCAAGCUAAAGAAAUGGCACAUAUGCAAAUGGAGGUUGAACGACAAAGGCAAAAGAAAAGUCCAAUUACCGAAAUGGUACGAUCAAGUUUAGAAAAAGUUGGUAUACAAUUUCCUGAAGAACGUCGACGAGUAUCGCGGCAAAUAUUAACAGAAAUGAAUGUUGCUCAAUUACAAGUGAUUGUAAAUGAUUUACAUACUCAAAUUGAAGGCUUAAAUGAAGGUUUAGUCAGAUUUUUAAUGGAUCGUGAUGAUUUACAUAUGGAACAGGAUUCAAUGUUGGUUGAUAUUGAAGACCUUACCAGAUAUUUAGGCGCUAAGGAACAAAGUGUUAAAGAACAAAAAUUAAUAACACCACCAGUAGUUAAUAAUAAUAUACCACCACCGUCGCCAUUAAUGGCAAUUAGCAGCAGUAUGAAACCACGUUUACACAGGAUAGCUAGCCUUGUUAAAAAGUAAACAAAAAUACCAUCAAAAAUUUAAAAAAAAAGAACAAAAAAUAUCAAAGAAC
Chrysoperla carnea is the source of this 3381-nucleotide messenger RNA. RefSeq lists its product as uncharacterized. NCBI's taxonomy places the organism in Eukaryota, Metazoa, Arthropoda, Insecta, Neuroptera, Chrysopidae. Gene Ontology annotation, biological process: positive regulation of hippo signaling. The transcript is spliced from 8 exons. The record is from RefSeq and is a predicted model, not a curated record. The coding region runs from base 15 to 3329 and encodes 1104 amino acids. Gene Ontology annotation, cellular component: cell junction; plasma membrane.